AUGUCUCUCUCUCAAACUACGACGCAGGACGAGCAAAACAAAGCGGUGAUAGCCCUGGCUGAAGGCUUUGAUACCCUUAUAGAACUAAUUCAGAAGCUAUACUUGAACCUUGCCAACCAGCUAACUAGUUGCUCUGCUGCAAAAGCAGAAAUAGCUGAAAUGAUAUCGCCUAUGCCCUUUCAACCAUCCAACUACGAUGCAUCUGCGGACCAUACAAGAUGGAUUUAUGAUGGGCAACAGGCUGGCUACAUCACACCUUCAGAGUUAGAAGUUAUUGCCAAGGGACUUGAAGCCUACAGAAUCCUGGCCGACAAAUUUGUUACUCAAAAUGAGUACAAUCAAAAUAACAAUACUUACCCUCCUAUGGUCCACGCGAAAGCCAGCUGUCCCCUCGAACACGAUUCCACUGCUAAAAAUGUGCAAGAUCUUCGCUCACAAGACCUUGACCCUAUCAAAGCUGAAGCUCUCCAGGAUACACCCUCUCCCUUGAUACAGGACGCUGCUCCCAGGUGUCCGAUUAGGUAUCUAGAUGACCACUCUCCGGAGGAAGUGGCUAAGUAUUUCCAAAAAAACAAACAUAGAAUCCCUCGCAGUCAUACCAUCUGUAUUCAACGAUAUCAGAGAGACGCUAAGAGCAUCCGCCAACUCGACGAGAAAUAUGGUGACAUGGUAAAUAUGAUCAAGGGACUUAGUCUUUACCAUCAACCUUAUCUCCCCUCAACCCAAGAACCCGGUAGACCAAAUGCUGCACCGUCCGUUUCCAUUGGAAGGAUAGAGAAAUGGGCGAAGGAUGUCAAUGCUGAAUCCACAGAGGUAGAGGCCAUGCCACUUUGCCAUGGAGGAGAACAUGGUGAGCGGCUGAAGGAGAAGGAGGAUGAGGAACAGGGUGAUGAUUGUUUUGAUAGAUCGCUACGGGACGUGCGAUUAGGCGAGUCGGCCAGUAGACCUUGGGGAAUCCAUGUUCCAAUCUCUCAAACCGUUGCCCAGCAGCCCAGAGAUUCAUCUGCUGCAAUUAUUGGUCAGAAUGGCGUUACUGGAAGUACGCAGUUGGCAGAUUAUAACCGGGCUACCCCGGAGCAUUCAUCCGUCUCAGCCUCAUGGCUGCAGAAACUGAGACCAUUGCUAGCUACGAGCCGGUGUCCAUUUUACGCCGUCGCGGGACAGCCGGCGGGUGAAGGAGGAGGGGGAGGAGGGGGGGGGGGGGGGUGUUUGGUGGGUGGCGUUGCGACAAAGCCAUCCCUGGGGAAGGAUAUUGAAGGUGCUGUUUCUGCCGCCAUCAAAUGCAAACACUCGCUCAAGUACUUUCAAUAG
Messenger RNA from Histoplasma mississippiense, 1311 nucleotides. RefSeq lists its product with no specific name. Bases 1 to 1311 code for a protein of 436 amino acids. The transcript has 5 exons. The record is from RefSeq and is a predicted model, not a curated record. NCBI's taxonomy places the organism in Eukaryota, Fungi, Ascomycota, Eurotiomycetes, Onygenales, Ajellomycetaceae.